Molecule: messenger RNA, 3382 nt
Organism: Ornithorhynchus anatinus (platypus)
Lineage: Eukaryota; Metazoa; Chordata; Mammalia; Monotremata; Ornithorhynchidae
Gene: SCIN
Product: scinderin
Exons: 16
Coding region: 74-2236 (720 amino acids)
Biological process (GO): actin polymerization or depolymerization; barbed-end actin filament capping; actin filament severing
Cellular component (GO): cytoplasm; actin cytoskeleton
Molecular function (GO): actin filament binding; phosphatidylinositol-4,5-bisphosphate binding
Source: RefSeq, a predicted model, not a curated record
CUGUGCCCCCUUGACCCCCCCGGGUCUCCCGGGGCGUCGGGGAGCAGAGUGCGUGGGUGGCGUUGGGGUCCCGAUGGCGGGGCCCGGGUCGGGGGGCGCAGGGUGGGGUGUGGGGGUCCUGGAGGCCGGGCCGUGCGGGCCGGGGCUGCGGGUGUGGCGGGUGGAGCGGCGGGCCCUGGCCCCGGUGCCCCCCGACCGACACGGGCACUUCUUCGUGGGAGACGCCUACCUGGUGCUCAGCCAAACCCCACCACAACCAACGCGGCUACACUACUGGAUCGGGAAAGAGUGCAGUCAGGAUGAAAGCACGGCGGCUGCCAUCUUCACCGUCCAGAUGGAUGAUUACCUCGGGGGCAAGACGGUGCAGCACCGAGAGCUGCAGGGCUACGAAUCCACUGAAUUUGUUGCCUAUUUCAAAGGAGGGUUGAAGUACAAGGCUGGAGGUGUCGCUUCGGGCUUCAAUCACGUCAUCACCAACGACCUGUCCGCCAAGAGACUCCUUCACGUCAAGGGCCGCCGGGUGGUCAGGGCAACGGAAGUGCCCCUCAGCUGGGCCAGCUUCAACCGGGGGGACUGCUUCAUCGUCGACCUGGGACCGGAGAUCUUCCAGUGGUGCGGUUCUUCCUGCAACAAGUACGAGCGUCUGAAGGCCAGCCAGGUGGCAGUGGGGAUCCGCGAUAAUGAGCGCAACGGCCGGGCCCGGCUCGUCGUGGUGGAGGAAGACAGCGAACCGCCUCAGCUCCUCAAGGUCCUAGGGAAAAAGCCAGAGCUUCCGGAAGGAGAUGCCAGUGACGACAUUGUGGCAGAUGGCGCCAACAGGAAGAUGGCUCAGCUCUACAUGGUUUCGGACGCAAGCGGGUCGAUGAGGGUUACCCCGGUGGCGGAGGAGAAUCCUUUCUCCAGGAAGCUUCUGCUGUCGGAAGAGUGUUUUAUCCUGGACCACGGAAAAGCGAGACAGAUCUUCGUGUGGAAAGGCAAAGAUGCUAAUCCCCAGGAGAGAAAGGCAGCCAUGAAGACAGCUGAAGGUUUUCUGCGGAAAAUGAAUUACCCUGCCAACACCCAGAUUCGGAUUCUUCCGGAAGGAGGGGAGACGCCCCUCUUCAAACAGUUCUUCAGAGACUGGAGGGACAGAGACCAGAGCGAGGGGUUCGGGAAAGCGUACGUCACCGAGAAAGUGGCCAGAAUCCAAGACGUCCCUUUCGAUGCCAGAAAGUUACACGAGUGUCCCCAGAUGGCCGCCCAGCAUAACGUGGUGGACGACGGCUCGGGGAAAGUGGAGAUCUGGCGCGUGGAAAAAAACGGGAGAAUCCCCGUGGAGCCGGACACCUACGGAGAGUUUUAUGGGGGAGACUGCUACGUCAUCCUCUACACCUACCCUAAGGGACAGAUCAUCUACACCUGGCAAGGCGCCCGGGCCACCAGAGACGAGCUGACCACCUCCGCCUUCCUGACGGUUCAGCUGGACCGUUCCCUGGGGGGGACCGCCGUCCAGAUCCGCGUCUCCCAAGGCAAGGAACCCUCCCACUUGCUGAGUUUGUUCAAAGAGAAGCCGCUCGUCGUCUACAGGGACGGCACGUCGAAGAGAGGGGUCCGGGCACCUCCUCCCCGCCAACGCCUCUUCCAAAUCCGGAGAAACCUGGCCUCCGUCACCAGGAUCGUGGAGGUGGACGCGGACGCCGGGUCGCUGGACUCCAACGACGUCUUCGUGCUGAAGCUGCCCGUGGACACCGGCUACAUCUGGCGGGGACGAGGAGCCAGCAAGGAGGAAGAGUUUGGAGCCGCCUACGUGGCCGCCGUCUUGAAGUGCAAAACCACAAGGAUCGAGGAAGGCGAGGAGCCAGAGGAAUUUUGGAGUUCCCUGGGUGGGAAGAAAGAAUACCAAACCUCGCCCCUCCUCGAAACCCCGGCAGAAGAUCACCCUCCUCGACUCUUCGGCUGCUCCAACAAAACGGGCAGGUUCAUCAUUGAGGAAGUUCCAGGAGAAUUCACUCAGGAUGAUCUAGCCGAAGAUGAUGUCAUGUUACUGGAUGCUUGGGAACAGUUAUUCCUCUGGAUCGGAAAGGACGCCAAUGAAGUGGAGCGAACCGAGUCCAUCAAGUCCGCCGAGAGUUACCUGGAGGCCGACCCUUCCGGGAGAGACGAGAGGACCCCCAUCGUCAUCGUCAAGCAGGGGAGCGAGCCCCCCACCUUCACCGGCUGGUUCCUGGGCUGGGAUUCCGGCAGGUGGAGAAACUGAGGCAGCCCGGGCCAGCUUCCAGCCCAGAUGCGUGAGCAGAGAAGAGGGCGCCUCCCCCGCCGCAUCCCCCACCUUCAAUUUGGCCUCGACUAAAGUCCCCCUGCCCCCAGGGUCAGUGGGAUCUUGAGCCAUCCCAGAGUCCUGCUUUCCGCCCGUGGCACACAGUGCUCCGUCCGCUGCACGGAGCGUGCUGCCCGUUGCCCACAGUGCUCCAUCCACUGCACACCAUGUCCUGCUCACUGCGUACAGUGCUCUGGCAAGGCCGGAAUCCUCAGGGUUUCAUCCCCUCUCCACUCGGGCCUGAGGAGAAUCAGCUGGGCUGUUCUCCACUUGCUCAUUUCCCUAAGGACAGGGUUUUCAAAACCAUAGAUUUCCUGGGGAAAAAAAAGUUUCUCAGAAGUUUCAAACGUCCCUUGGCUUUCUUUUCCCCUAGAGCGAAUAUGCCAUUUAUGCCAAACUACUUUUUUCUGCCAGUCUGCCAUAUUUUGUGGCCUGCUUUUCCUUUGUGUUUACAAAAUUAAAUGGGUCUCGACUUUUUUUUUUUAAAUGAUUUCAAGCACAGGGGCUUUUCAGUAAAAAUAGAUUGAUUUGAUGUGUUUGAAAUGCAGCAGUCUGGCAGAGGGCUGAACUGUUUUAGACCGAAACAAAGUCACUUCCUCUUAAUUAGCCAGCUCAUUCAAGCCAAAGUUUCCUUCGCAAGUGGAAUUCAGCCUGAGAGAAGUGGCAUCAUCAAGAGAAAAACCAGCAGCCAAACUUUGAAUGGCAUGUGCAGUUUUAAAAAGAAUUUGCACCGUGAGCCUCAAUCAGAUUGGCAUUUUGAGAAUUAUUUUUCUUUGAAAACUAAAUUUAAAAUGAAUAUCUCUUAUCUUUCAGGAAUAAAAUAGGAAAAUUCUAUUCAUUCCAUUUUGUGAGGCCAUAAUCAGUGCUGAGGAAUAGUUGUGUGUGUGUGUGGUUGCCAACUUCAUGAUUGACACAACUAUGAUGUCGCGUGAGAUGGUAAAAUGCAGGCGCGGCGAGGAAGAGGGCUGAAAGAAGAUACGACAGUUCAGUUUUAGAUUAAACUUUCAAUCUCCAAUAGACUAGCUGCGUUGAUAACGUGGGGCUUUAUGCUGAAAGCUUAUUGACAAUAAAAACAUUACCACAACA